Molecule: messenger RNA, 5826 nt
Organism: Penaeus vannamei (Pacific white shrimp)
Lineage: Eukaryota; Metazoa; Arthropoda; Malacostraca; Decapoda; Penaeidae
Product: XK-related protein 6
Cellular component (GO): membrane
Source: RefSeq, a predicted model, not a curated record
GGAGGGGGUGUAGGUAUGCACAGACAUAUACAUGCUUGUACAUCAGUGUGUUUAUUAAUGCAUAUGAUUCCUUCAACCCACAUACACGAGUGUGCAUGCGCAUGAGUUACGUCAAAAAUUGGUAGAGGUGAAAGAGUACGCGAGAUCUUAACAGAUGGGCGCUUUCCGGAAUUUUAGGCAUGAUGUGGAUUUCCAAAAUACAGAUACGCGUACACGACCACAUACAUAACUGAGUUUAUUAGCAUAUUUAAGCUGAUAUGUGUGUGUCGUGAAUGUAGCUGAAUUUCUGGAAUAUUACGAAGGAGUAAGCUGUUCUGUGCACUCUUUAGGAAUCAGAUUAGAAACAUCAACCGGCGCUCUCACUUGUAUUGGGGUUUGACAUCUACACAGCUUACAAGCACUGGCAGCAUGGUGACACCAUCUGGUUCUCAUUUACAGUUGUUUUCAUCUGUGUUCCAUCCUUUGUAAUGACAGGAGUUUCCUUACACUGGUACGUCAAAGAUGCAGACAACGAAAAUGUGCCCAGGGCCUCAGCGUCUCGCUGGGCGGUUCGAAUAUUGUUCCAUAUUCUGCAGCUUGGCCCUAUACUCAGAUAUAUAGAUUCCUUGUGUUAUGGCCUCAUCAGUCGCAAAUACAUGAAAGAGAGAGAUCGAAAACGCCAGAUUGAAUAUUAUACCUACAUGCUGUAUGAAGAUGGUGACUCGGUUUUCCUUAGACUGUUUGAGUGCUUCAUGGAAGCGGCUCCACAGCUUGUCCUGCAACUGUACAUCCUGUCACUUGUGCGCAAAUCGGAAUAUGGAUCAGAUUGGUUUUAUCUUCUUUGCUUGGGAUGCUUCACUUCCCUUGUAAGCCUUGCGUGGGGAGUGACUGCCUUUGCUCGAGGAAGUCGUUUCACCAGUAUCGAAAAAACUAAUAUAUCAAUGCUUGGUUCCUUCGUUCUUAUGCUGUGGCAUCUCUUUAGUAUUAGUGCGCGAGUUACAGCAAUGGUACUAUUUGCCUCCGUCUUUCGACCCUUCCUAUUCAUAUUCUGUGGGGUGCAUUGGCUUAUCAUGGUGAUGUGGCUCAUGGCUCGCAGAUCGCUUAGUGUCAUGUGCAGUUCAGUCCUUGGUGAGAUUGGUCUAAGUUUUGUUUUGGGUGUCAUCUACAUCUUUGUUUUUAUUAACGAAAAGGAAGAAGAUACCAAGAAGAAAUACGUUUUUUUCUAUACUAUAUUCGGAAUAGAAAACACAAUAAUGGUAGUUGUAUGGUUGGUUUACGCAAAUACAACUGUGUGGUACUAUAUUCCAGGUGUUGUUUUCCACUUUAUGGCCUUUAUACUGGCUCUCGUAACUAUGGGACUAUACUAUGGCUGCUUCCACCCGACGUUGCCUUCCAUAUGUUCAAGAAGAAAGCCAGAAAUGGACUGUGACGCAGAAGAGAAAGGUGACGCCAAAGAAAUUACAUCCCAGACAGUGAUGUGAUCUUUACAAAGAAAUGGUAACUGCAUCUUUAGAGAUUUUUGUACUAUAUGAAUGUGUAGACAUUUGAGGUUAGUAUGUAUGCAUUACAUAAUGAUAAAUUUUGUGAAUUCAAGUUUAGGGAUGUGUUUGUUUAUGUAAUAUUAUAUUAUUUCCUCAUUGUUAUUGAAAGAUUGUUGUUGAUAUAUCACUCUUUUUUUUAUUUAAGUUGUAACUGAUUUUAGUUGUCUGUCAGUUCCUAAUAAUCAUUUGUGUAUGAUCAUUUCUGUUUUGAAACACUGCUUUUAUUAUUCCAAUGAAACAAGGAACUCACUGUAGCACAAUGAAUACCCCCAAAAAAUUGCUUUUGAUUAGAAUGCUGCACAGUGCUUUGUUUCAGUUUAUUUUUUUCUUCUGUAUGCUUAAUUGAAAGUUGUUUUUUCUUUACAUAGGAUCAGUGUAGGGGAAAAAGAUUUUUUUUUAAGGAGCAGUCUUUCAACCUGUAACUGAAAGUACAAUGAAUCACAUCAUAUAUAGUUUGCUGUCCAGAUACUUUGUAUAGAAAUUUCCUGUGAAUAUGGUAAAGCUUGUCUAACAUGAUGUAUUAGCACACAUGGCAAGAAUUCAUUAGAUUUCGCUAUAAUUCAAUUUAUAUUUUACAUUUUGAUAUCCAAAAAUUAUAUAAGCUCAAGUAUUGUAUAGCACAUUUUUGUAUAUUGCAAAUAAUAUAGCUAUUGUCAUUUUGUAGUUAUCUUUAGCAGUAUUUUUAGAUAUGUGAUUUAUAUUAAUAUACUAAUAUAUAAAUCUGCCAGUAUUAUAGGUGAUCUGAUUUUAAACUGAAAUACUUUAUGAAAUUAGAUACUGACAAAGUAACUGCAAGGAAGUGAUUAUUAUUUUAGUUUAUCAGAUUAUGUAUCAGAUAUCUACUCAUGUAUAUUUAAUGAUACUGCAGUAUUUUCAUUAGGUUGAUUCCUCGGUAAACCACUACAUGCCAAGGUUUCUCUAUGUGUUAAUUUGUGUGAUGUGUCUUAAACUGCAUUUUUUUCCAACAUCUACUUACUAAAACUCCUAAACAAUGCGUCCAAAUCUUGUAAACAGGUUAUCAUUAUAAAGUGCUUCUGCCUGGAACAAUGUGGCAUUAAAUUGGAUUGGUGUGUUUUAAGAUAAGAUGCAGCAACUUGUUGAAUGAAGCUGGCAAAAAGUCUGUUCGUUCUCACUUCAGGCAAUGACGCCCAGCAGAUUGGCCAGGGAACGCCUAUGUCUCAAUAAAUGAUACUUAAUGCAGAGGGUGUUUGGGCAUUAAAGAGAGCAUUAUAGGGGAAUCUAGGAAUGGUUCAUAUUUCCAUUCAUAAUUUUGGCAGAGAUUUGCUGAUAUGAACAUGUAGGCCAGAAUUUACCUCUAAUUAUAAAAGAUAAUGCUACAAGGUAUUUAUUUAUGUUCUUAAUGACAAUUGGGAAGUUGUUAGCAAAUUUUACGAGAUAUUAGUAACUGUUGAAAAAAUGAAGUACAUGCGGAUUAGAAAUGUGAUAUCCCAUACAAUAAUUAGAGAUGAGGAUCAUUUUUGUGAAUCUGAACAAGGAUAUUUAAGUUAUCUCUAGUAAAUAAUAAGUAUUAGAAGUGAGCUAGUGUUUCCAGCUACAAUAAUAAGGCUUUGUCUCAAAUCAAAUGAUAGAUGAAAUAGAAUGGUAGUAGAUGAAAGAGAAUGGUAUGGAAUUAUCAGCAAUAUUUACACCUCUUUUGAUACCGAUAUAGUAAUGAGCUAAAAAAAAAAAGGGAAAAAAAGAAAAAAGUCAAUAAAGCUGUUAUCAAUGCUAUGGCAUGUUUCUACUUACUGUGACUAUACGUGAUUUAUAAAAAUGUGUAGUAAAAAAGAUAUCACAGAAUUCCUCUUGCACAAUGGUAUUUUGUAUUAUUGAAAAUUUAUGCAGAUACAUAUUUUUUUAUAUUGUUUUUCUGUGUAAAAUAUAGGAAAUUUUAAACAACUUUUGUACUUUUGUACUUUUUAUACCAAUACAUUUUAGAUUAAUUUAUACCAGUAGAAGCAACAGUACAUCAAUAGCCACUUUUUAUGAUUUGAACUGGCUAUUUGAGUCUUUCUCAAUGCUGCAGUUCUGCCAUGUGUUCAUUUUUGUAUCCUUUGGCAAGGUAAAUGUAGCUGUUAUUGUUUCUGUGAUAUUUAUAUGCACAAGAGAUUUGUAAUAGGUUUUCAGGAUGCAAACGUAAUAAAAACAUUGUCGAAAAGGAGACUGGUAGUCAUUUACUUAAGGGGGACCGUCCCAGGGAAUGAUGACCUUUCCCUACUCAUUUCAUCAUAAAAAAAAUUUGGUUGGAGAUAACUCGUUGAUUCUUUUUGCAUAGUAUAGGUUACUGAAUUUUGACCUUGCUUCCCCAAAAGUAAAAAAAGAAAUAUAUAUUUUUUUCUCUUCUUUGGUACAUUAUCACGCCCACAGUUUUUUCCAGAACAAUCCCAAAAAUAUUCGUGUUAGAUCUAUCCGUCUAAAGCCGUGUAAAUUGCCAAUUUUUGAAUUUCCUUUUUUGUGGGCGGGGGACUGGUUGACAUGGAGUACUAUUUUUGGUCUAUUUUUUCAGCAUUAAAAUAAAAUAUAUAUAUAUUUUUUGAUUAAGGCAAAAAUUUAAAAAAUUGGCAAAAUACACGGACUCAGAGCUCUGAGGCUCUAGCGAAAGCAACAAACUGCAUUUGAAUCACACAAAAAUUUCAAGCGUGAUGAUGUACCGAAGGUCAUGUAAACAAAGAACAGAGAUAUGACAUGUUAUAUUUUGGCAGCUUGCCAAAGUUUGUCUUUUGUGAUGUGAUGAUUACCAAGUCAAUCAGAAUUAUCAUUUUCAAUAGGGAUGCUUUCCUACAAAAGUAUGUAAUUUUUUUGUUUGUUUGUUGAAUAUAAAAGUAGAUAUUUUUGUCUGAAAAGUUAAAUAAAUGCAUUGAACCAUAGAGACAACUAGUCUAAACCAGAAAUGGAGAACUGUGGAUGGCAACAUUAGUACAAACUCAUCGUAAUUAUAAAGUCCUUGCAUGAAUACAAUAGUGGUUGUUCAUUUUUGAGAAUUUUAAAAGCAUAUGAAUUUAGUACAUGGAAUUUGAGAAUUUACUAAAGUAGUUGAAUUUUUCCCAUGCUCCAAACAGGGAGGGGGGGGGAAAUGGUCACUGGGCGUUUAUAAUUUUCGAGGAGGAUCAUAUGUAUGUAAACACACGCACAUAAAGUUAAGAAAAAAAAAAUCAUCGUCAUUUAGUAGGCCUACAUUGACUUAAACCUAAAGGAAUAAAAUAUAUUAGUUAUUCCUCUUAAAUUGUUUUCUUCGAUUGCAGUCAUCUUCCCAACCUACACAUUUAAAUACCCUCUACCUCCUUAAUCUAGUGUUCUCACUACAGAUUUAUAUGCAAUCCUCUUUGCCUUAAAACAUAUAUACUCUCUCUCUUCCUCCUCUUUCACAAUUUUUACGGACUCUCGAAACUCACUCACUCUCAUAAAGUCCAUACACUCAACUAACCCCCUUGUCUGCAAAAUUCAAGACUGGCUAUUUUACCUUGCACAUGAUAUAAAACUUAUCAAAUUUUGCUGGGUACCUUGCCAUAUAGUAAAACCAGCAAUUAAAGAGCAGACAGUCAAGCUCGCUCAGCCACUAAGUCCACAUCACAUAACCCCAAUUUCUCAUAAAUCCUAGUCAUAGAUUAUUACCCUCAUUUUAAAAUCUUUCUUUAUACACGAUGGCAAACCUUCUGGGCAGGUUUUACCACCAAUAAAUUACAUUCAGUAAAGCCAACAAUCACCUGGUCAACUUCCUUCCAUAAGAACAGACGCUGGAAAACAGCCCUAUCCCGCUAACAUAUUGGCCACACACGCCUCACGCACUCAUACCUCAUGUCACGAUCAGACCCACCCCUAUGUUUCUCCAGUAAUGUUCCCAUUUCGGUUUCACACAUCCUACUGUCCUGUCCACGUUUCACCACAACCCGUACUGCUGCUAUUCCUCACCUAUCUUCCCUACAACGACCUCCAAACCUAUCAGACAUCCUGAUGGAGAAUCCCAUACUCUCUGCAUUGAAAACCUAAUCUCCUUCCUCAAAAACAUACACAGCCUUCACUUGAUCUUCUCUCCCGUUUAUGCUUAACUUAACCCGAUCACUCUCCUCUCCACCUCUGCCUAACUAUAUUAUCCCUUUACGUACCAUCCUCCUACUACAUAACCACUUGCGUAUAACACCUAACCAACAACCCAUCCCUAUCUCUACCCUUUUCAGUUAUUAUACGUCCUAUAGUGCUGUAUGGCCUCCGAUGUCUAGCACAUUAAUUUCACCUUGUGAUUUGUUCAUUCUUGUAAAAAGUUCUCAGGUAAAAUCUGUAAUGUUCAAUAAAACUUAACUACAUUUAA